This is a messenger RNA of Rhizopus microsporus ATCC 52813, 2984 nucleotides long. RefSeq lists its product as uncharacterized. The transcript has a single exon. NCBI's taxonomy places the organism in Eukaryota, Fungi, Mucoromycota, Mucoromycetes, Mucorales, Rhizopodaceae. Gene Ontology annotation, molecular function: protein binding. The record is from RefSeq and is a predicted model, not a curated record. Bases 46 to 2910 code for a protein of 954 amino acids.
AAAAAAAAUCUUUUUUUCUCCUGUUAAUCAGUCGAGUUGCUAAACAUGUACGGUGCAAAGGCAACUUCAACUAUUAUAAACACCGUUGCUAGACAAGGUGUGCUUACAAAGCAACUUACAGCACCUAAAUCAGCCGCUUUUCUUACUCAACUACCCACUCGCCAUGUGUCAGCUGGAAAGAUCUCUUAUACAACCACAAGUAGAUCGACCCAUUUCAGUCAAAAAUCUGUUCAACAUAACCAAGAAAAUCAACAACAGCAACAUCAACAACUAGACGAAUCCUUGAUCCUUCAAGGACAAUUACGUACUGCUUGGAAACAUAAAAGACCCCCUUUGACAGAUCCUGCUCAAGUCGACGGUCGCAUUCUUCAAGCUGCUAAAGAAAACGACCUGCACACUGUCAUUUCAACCUUUACACAAGGAAAAUCUUUGGCAGGUGCACCCUUGUCUUCACAGACAUACGAAGCUGUCAUCGAAGCCUAUGGAAAGUUACGCAGACAGAAUCAACCUUUGACACCCAUGAUGGACGCAUAUAGACAGAUGAUUGCCUCUGGAGCACGUCCUUCUUCGCACACCUACGCUCUCUUGAUUCGAUCACUCUGUACAAGAGAUUCAGAAGUUCAAAAAACAGUGGGUAUGCUUCGUCGUCAGAUGGCUCGUACAGGCAAUGCAGUGGACAACCUGUCAGAUUUAGAAAACGAAAAGAACAUGGAACAGGCCUUGGACUUGUUCGAAAAGGCUGUCAAGGAAGAAUGUACCCAAGACUUUGAUGUGGACCUCUACAACCGUAUGCUUCAAAACCUUUCGUUCAAGGGAAACACAGAGCGUGGUAUUUAUAUCUUGAAACAUCUUGAAGGCGAUGGUAAUGCUAAGCCCAAUGGCGUUACUUUUGCUACUCUUUUGUCUCUGUUUGGUGUUGCAGGCGAUCUUCCUGCUGUUCGUGAAUGCUUCUUGGAAUACAAGUCACUCGAGAGAGAGCUUCCCUCUCAUGAUCCUGCUUAUGUCUAUAAUGCCCUUGUAUCAGCAUAUGUGAAUGCAGGUGACCUUGAUGGUGCUUUGAAUAUUGUGCAGAAUGUCAUGACCAACGAUGGCAUCAAAGUUAGCAUCGUUCCAUACAACAAGAUCUUUAGACGUGCCUGUGUUGAUAACAAGCUGGAUCUUGUAGAAUCUAUUCUAGCCGCUUUAGAAAAUGAUUCCAAGCUCCCCAAACCAAAUGGAUCGACUUACGCUGUCGUAUUAUCUGCUUAUGCCCGUAAGAAGGACUUUGACAAGGCUGCUCAGGUGUACAGCAAGUUGCUGAAAUGCGAUAUUUCAAAGGAAUAUGGUCACUUGGCAGACUACGCAUAUGCAUGUAUUGGUAACAACAAGCCCGAGAUUGCGAUCCAGGUUGUGCAGGAUAUGGUCACUCAUGGGCUCAGACUUGAUCUCACCCUCUGUCAAAAACUCUUUGCAUCUUUUGUAAACAAUGGCAAACUCGAAGAUGCAAUCAGUUCAUAUCAGAAAACUAUGGAUGCCUAUGCUCAAACACACUUUGUCGACAAGAGUUCACCCAUUGCCAGCCUCGGCCUUGAAUUGGCCCUCAAGUGUACCAACCUGAAGCAAGCUUUAGAAGUACUCGAGAUUUUGAAAAGGUACUCGGUAGGACCUAACCCUGUUGUAUCUUCUACUAUCUACAACAUGUACAAGAAGGCCAAGACAAAUAGCACUGAGUGGGAAACGAUCUCCAAGGAACUUUCUCCUCUUUCUUUCACAGUCUUGUACGAUGCCAUCUUCCGCAAACAGUCCAUACCAGAUGAUUUCUGCAAGACUGCCUUUGAACUCUUGGAAGACAUGCUUUCCCUUGGCAUCUCACCGACGCCUAGCCUUUACAUUCGUGUGCUAGCACGUAUGCAAAAGUAUGGUGUCCCCCCCGAAUAUGAAGAGCGCUGGAAUCGUCUAUUCGGCCCUUAUAUACCUCCUCUUCCAGAGAACGCCAACAGCCAACAAGAUACCGAAUCUUCCAAUACAAACGACAACAUGAACACCUCGACACAAGAUGGCCCAACAAACAAGAUUGAACCGAUUAAUAAGGUGACCGUAGAAUCUGAAAUGCUUUCAGGCAAAGCUCUUUCAAAGGCAUUAGAGGGUAAAUACGAUGAAGCAAUUGAUAUUUUACAGAGCCAGAUCAUCCAAAAAGGACAGAUUCCUUCGCCCGAUGUCAUUCGUGAUAUAAUCCAAGUAUGCACCAAGUACCAAGAUUUAGGAGCGAUCAACAAAAUCUACUCAACCGUGAUUGAAUCCGUACAGAAACUCGAACACCACACCCGACAGCGCGGUCUGCAUACGAUUUAUAAUGCUAUGUUGGUCUCUAAUGCUCGUCUGUCCAGCAUCGACCAAGCCAAAGCCUUUUAUUCAAAAAUUCGAGACCUCAAUAUGUACCCUACUGGUGAUGCCUAUGGCUGCUUGCUCCAACACCUGCAACCGAACGAUUCAGAGGAUAGUAUGGAUAACCUUGCUGCUGAUGCCCUGACAAUCUAUGAAGAAGCCAAGAAGAACAAGGUUGAACCUACCGUAUACAUGUACAAUGUGAUCCUGUCAAAGCUUGCCAAGGCGCAACGAUUAGAUUCUGUAUUGACUCUGUUUAACGAAAUGCGUCAGGUGGGUAUCGUACCUAACUCUGUGACAUAUGGUUCUGUCAUCUCUGCUUGUGUCCGUUGUCAAAAUGAAGAAUUGGCAGUGAAGUACUUUAAUGAGAUGACUGUCUCGCCAGGAUAUAAGCCUCGUGCUGGUCCUUUCACCUUGAUGAUACAGUUUUACAUGCAAAAUCAGAAUAGAGAAAAGGCCUUGUAUUACUAUAACCUUGCCAAACAGCAACGAUUGAAUAUAUCUGAUCAAGUUCAUGGAAUGUUUCAACAAGAGACGUCUCAGUAAAAGCAUAGAAUGAUUUUCUUAUUAUUAUUGUUAUUAUUAUUUUGGAUGUAAAUAAAGUGUUGUAAAUCAUGUCA